This is a messenger RNA of Closterium sp. Naga37s-1, 2619 nucleotides long. Lineage: Eukaryota; Viridiplantae; Streptophyta; Zygnematophyceae; Desmidiales; Closteriaceae. The record is from the annotation of a GenBank genome assembly.
AUGGCGGCGCUCCGAUGCACGCCGUGCGGCUGGAGGCGAGUCUUGGCCGCGGGGGUGCUGAUGGCGCUCGCGCUGGUUGCGCUGGAUAUCGCGACCGACUAUGACGAGGACGACGAUGCGGGCUUGCGACCACGCGGCAUGAUAUUUGAUGAGCUGGAUGAUGGCGGCCCAGAUGAUCUGUGGACGUUGGAGACGAAGAUGAGCCGUGGAUGCGCUCCAGGGACGAGAUCUAACGGUUGCGAGCGCGUGGACGCUGUAGUCGUUGCGGAUGGCGAGCUGGGCGAGAGGGUGCACGCGGUGUGCGCGGCGUCCGCCAUGACGGCGCUGAGCUCGCUGCUCACGCUCGCCGUGUGGCCGGCCGACCGCCACAUGCCGCACGUCCGCUUCUCCCACCUCUUCUCCCUCACGCCGCCCGCGCCCGCCUCCUCCUCUGCCGACAGCCCUGCCACGCCCGCCCCCAACGCCACGGCGGGGGGGGGCGGCGGGGGGGGCAGGGGGAGCGGGGAGAGUGCGUUCGUGGGCGGGCCGGAGCGGCGUGUGUGGGUGCGUGAGUCAGCGCUGCCCGCUGCGGCGUGGAGGAGCGGGCUCAACCUUGCCAGGCGCACGGUACACCUCCUUGCUGCCACCCCUCUCCCCUUUCACACCCCCCUCCUCGCCCCUCACACCCCCCUCCUCGCCCCUCACCCACCCCUCCUCGCCCCACAGUCACUUACCCCUCCCCCAUGCGUGCGUGCAUGCCUCCCGUCCCACCGGCCAGCCUUGUCCACUUCCUCUCAAACCCCCACCCCCCACUCCCCCCCCUUUCCCAUGGCGGCAGGUGGUGGUACCCGCGUGUCCGCAGGGCUCAACGGCGGACGCGCAGGGCGGGGGGGCGGCGGGCAGCAGAGGGGGCGGCGGGGGGGGCAGCACGGCGGUGCACCUCUUCCUCUCGCCGGACGCCGUCAACUGGCUCGGCCUCGUGAGCCCCGCUCCCUCCUACCUACCUCGCUGCCCACUCCGCUCCCAUGCACACCUGCCUCCCAUGCGCACCUGCAUCCUCCUCUGCCUUUGAUCACGCACUGCCCUCCUGCUGUCUGCCCUCCUGCUUCGCUGCCGGACGCGUGUGCGUUUGAGCGCGCCAUGGGGGCGUGCAUGGCAGCACUGCACCCUUCGCCGCCCGUGCAGCAGCUGCUGCAAAAGGAGAACGCCACGCGCCUGCACGCCUCGUAUGGCGUCUUCGUGGAUACGCUGGCAGCAGCGGGGUGCAGCGGGUGUGCGAGCAGCAAGGGGUCUACAGCAGUGGAGUGUGUGAUGAGGCGCGUGACCAUGAGCUUCCUCAAGGACCCCUCUAAGGGCUUCACUCUCGCCGCCUCCAACCCCCACCACACCGCUGCCGUCGCCGACUUCUUCCACCCGCACCGCGCGCCCACCCUGCUGCACGCCACGCUGCUGCGCGCCGCCACCUGCCCCUUCGGGGAGCACGUCACCGCUGCCCCCGGCCCGCGGAACUUGCUGCCGGGAACCAGUGCUGCCGCCCUGCAGGCACUGCAGGCAGGCGCCGUGGCAGGGGGUGGCGGAGGAGCAGGCGAUGAGGGCGGCAGUGGAGGUGGGGAGGAGGUGGCUGUGCUGCUGCCUUUCAACAACCGCAUCACACCGGAGCAGCUGCUGCUGUGCCUGCAUGCACGGGUGGCGGAGCUGUAUGCGUUGAGUCGCACGCGGGGGCUCAUCGCGGUGAACUCGUCGUCGGCGGAGGCGCGCUUCAUCGCGGCGCACGGCAGUGCUGCCAGCGAGCUGUUCCGUGUGCAGCGAGCCGUGUGUGACUCGCCACCGCUGCGCCCCAUCACGCACCUCAAGUUCGCUAAAUACACCAUCGUGGAAGAGCGGCUGGGUGUGAUGUACUGCGGGGUGCCCAGUGUGGCGUCCACUGCCUGGCUCACGUGGCUGCGUGCGCGCCUGGGGCUGCCGGCACCGCGCGAGGGGCGCGUGGCUGUGGACGACCGCGAUGGCGGGCUGCACGAGCUCGCGCUGCACUUCACCGAGCCGCAAGCCGUGCGCAUCAUCACGCGGCCCGACCUGCUGCGCUUCACGUUUGUGCGCAACCCCUUCUCGCGCCUCGCCUCCACCUUCCGCUCCACCGUGCUCGCCUCCCACCACUCCCACGCGCCCACCUCGCGCGAUCACUGGAGCAAUGCGUUGUUCCGGGCGGUGCGGCCCAUAGUGGAGGCGGUGGUGCGGGAGGGCGAGGGGCAGCUGUCCUUCCCGUCCUUCGUGCGCCUCGUGGGGCGCCUCAUGGACCACAGCCGCCCCCUCAUGGACUCCCGCAUCGCGCCUCAGGUGGACGUGUGUGCACUGUCGGCCAUCAAGUACGACGUGGUGGGCCGCGUGGAGAGCCUCAUGGACGACGCCCGUGCUGUCGUGGACCGCGUGGGCGGUGGGGGGCAGGGGGCGCACAUGGAGAUCUUUGAGGAGGACGGCACAGGGAAAGGUGCAGACGCUGACGCCAGCCUUGCACGGCUGUAUGACAAGGACACAUACGAAGCGGUGAAGAGCAUAUACGCCAUGGACUUCUAUGUGGCGCUCAACAACAUCACACAGCCCGCGCCCCAUGUGCUGCACGACCUGCUCGAGAGCGAGCUCUGA